Molecule: messenger RNA, 1514 nt
Organism: Cyanistes caeruleus (blue tit)
Lineage: Eukaryota; Metazoa; Chordata; Aves; Passeriformes; Paridae
Source: RefSeq, a predicted model, not a curated record
GAAACAGGAACCGUUGGCCUUCCCCCAUCACGUGGUGUCUCCUGCUCGCCUUCCAACCCCCCAGGCUUUGGGGGGGUCCCAGCCUGGAUUUUGGGGGUUCAAGACUGGAUUUUGGGGGUCCCAGCCUGGAUUUUGGGGUCCAAGACUGGAUUUUGGGGGUUCAAGACUAGAUUUUGGGGUCCAAGACUGGAUUUUGGGGGUUCAAGACUAGAUUUUGGGGUCCAAGACUGGAUUUUUAGGGUCCAAGACUGGAUUUUUAGGUCCAAGACUGGAUUUUGGGGGUCCAAGACUGGAUUUUGGGGGUCCAAGACUGGAUUUUGGGGUCCCAGCCUGGAUUUUUAGGUCCAAGACUGGAUUUUGGGGGGUUCAAGACUAGAUUUUGGGGUCCAAGACUGGAUUUUGGGGUCCAAGACUGGAUUUUGGGGGUCCCAGCCUGGAUUUUGGGGGUUCAAGACUGGAUUUUGGAGUCCAAGACUGGAUUUUGGGGGUUCCAGCCGGGAUUUUGGGGGUCCAAGACUGGAUUUUGGGGGUCCCACCCACCGAGAUGGCGCCGGGGUCGACACCGAGCUUCUUCCUCCUCCUCGUGGCGCGAGCCUGGGCGCAGGAAGCCGCACCCCUGGAGGCGACGGGCGCCGUGGGGGGCGCGGCGCUCCUGAGCCCCCGCGGAUCCCAAAAUCCCGCGGAUUAUUCCCAAAUCCACUGGCGCUGGGAGAACCGGGUGAGAAUCGCCAUCUGGAAACGGGGGGAGCAGCCCGAGUACCCCCAGAGCCCCUUCCAGGGGCGCCUGGAGCUCCUGGGCAACCACGCCCUCAAACUGGGCCACCUGAGGCGCGGGGACGGCGGCCGGUUCCAGCUGUACCGGGAGGAUGACGCGGGCAAGGAGAGCGUCGAGGAGUUCCUGCUGAAGGUCUACGACCUGGUCCCCAAGCCCCACGUGACGGCCACCACCACCGGUGACCGCGGUCAGUGCAAGGUCACCCUGAGGUGCUCCGUGGACCUCCAGGGGGUCACCUACGAGUGGAUCCCACCCCAGAGGGUCCUGGUGGAGGACGGCCCCGUCCUGAACGUCUCCUUCAACCCCGAGGUGGAAACCUUCACCUGCAAGGUCAGCAACGCCGUGUCCUCCAACAACGCCUCGCUGACCUUCCGGCACCCCUGCAGCUGGACAGAUGGAUCCUCAUCCCUCACCUGCGCCAUGCCCAGCCUGGGAAACCUCCUCCUCUUCCUCCUCCUCCUCUUCCUCCUGCCUUGAGGACACCGAGGAGAAGAUCCCCAAAAAAUCCUCCGGGGUCGCCGGCAUCGUUCGAUUCCUGCUGAAUUCGGAAAUCCUCAUACCAAAAUCCACGCCCAGACCCCGCUCCGAGCCUUUCCCGGCUUUUCCCGGAAUUCUGGGGGAUCCUCCUUGGGUUUUCGGGGGGCGGCGCCUUCGGUUUUCCCCGCGAGGGAGGGUUUGGGGUUCGGCCUCUGCUUUCCCGAUGUUUGUUUGAACAUUAAAUUCCAUCCUGAAAAACACA